Messenger RNA from Cercopithifilaria johnstoni, 1206 nucleotides. NCBI's taxonomy places the organism in Eukaryota, Metazoa, Nematoda, Chromadorea, Rhabditida, Onchocercidae. The record is from the annotation of a GenBank genome assembly.
AUGAGCGUUCCGUUGUCCAUGGGUCCUAUGUUGCUGAUGGAGAGUAGACAGACAAACGGUCCGAUGUAUCACGGUGCUCAUUACAUGCAACCUGGGCCACCACCAGCACCGCCACCACCAUCAGUACCAAAUGGUACUCAUAUUCCGCCCAAUUUGAUACAGUCGCAUCAUUCAGUGCAUGGACAAGCUGCUCCAUCUGGACAGCAUAUUAUCACUUCUUCAAUGAACAGGUCUCAAAGAUGUGGUGUAUGUCGAGGCUGUCAAUGCAAGCCAUGUGGACAGUGCACUUAUUGUCAAGAUAGCCCACAAUUUGGUGGCCCAGGUGUUAAGAAACAAUCCUGUAUCGAACGAAGGUGCUUACGCGUACUUGAAAAUAGAUUGCAGAGAGAUGCGCCAACAUUUAAAGCUCGUGUUGGAUGUAAUCAAUGUGAAGAUUGUCGGAUGCCCGAUUGUCAAAUAUGUCUUGUAUGUCUUGACAAAAGAUUUUUCGAUAAUCGAUAUAUGACUGGUGCAAUGUGUGCUAAAAAACGUUGUAGUAAUGCUACAAGCAUAGAACUACCUUCUGCACAAAAUGCUGAAUUACGACAGGCUCAUAAAAGAACAUAUGAUCAGUCGGGAAUGACGGAUUAUCAGAUUAUGAAGCGUCGUCCUCAUCAAAGUUUGGAACAACUGGGACCCGCACAACAGCGCAUUCUAAAUAUGCCAACACAAACGGUCCUGAAUGGUCAAGGAUGCGCAAAUCCACCGAGUGCUACCGCUCUUUAUGUUAAUCAACAAAUGCGUUUGGUAUCCUCGCAAUCCGGAACACCGCAACAGUUACUUAUCAUCCAUCAUCAUCAGCAACAACAACAUCCUGGGACUGCAGCUGUCGUUCCAUGCAGUACUGCUACACGUGGUGCCGAAACUGCAGUUAAUACCAGCCAAGGAUCAGUACAAGUCGUAAACCCCAGUACAUUAUCUGGUACUAGCAAUGGUACCAUGCAUGUGGCAUCACAGUCACGACAUGUAUCACAUCCUGCACCUCAAUACGUUCAACAAAUGCAAGCACAACAUAUUUCCCAUCCAUAUCUGAUUGUAGGAGCGGGAUCUGGUGCUUCAUACCUUCCGAGUUACGUUGAAGAACGUGUUGCACCUCAAUCGGAUCCAUUCACACCACCAAGUUACGCACCAGAAAUGAAAAAUGUCGUUGUAUUACAGCCCUUAUGA